AUGAUCACAAACCCAAUUUACCUUUUAAUCUUAUCCAUCCUACUAAUCUCAUCCCCAAGUAUUCUAACUCAAGCAGCUACUCCAAACCCACCUACUUCAACUAUCAACACAUUCUCUCAUGCACCUUCAAAACUAAUUUACUUUGAAGAUACUCCUAUCAUCCUAGCACAUGAUUCAUCAGAAAGAUUAGUCAGAAGAUCAACAGAUGAAGGAAAAACCUGGUCUUUGAUCGAUACCGUUCCUUCGGGUGAUGCAUGGGUCUUGAUCGAUCAUAGUUAUGAUAAUCGAGUAGCGUUCAUCUUAAGUAAAACUAAUAAACAUUGGCGUACGAUCAAUAGAGGUGAUUCGUGGCAAAGUUUCGAAACGGCUGAUCAUCCGACUAUUACCUCUUCUCCUUUGGCUUUUCAUUCGGUUAAAUGGGAUUGGAUCUUAUUUAAUGGUCAGAGAUGUGAAAGUUUAGGUGGUUGGCAAGGUAAAACAUGUUUUGAUGAGACUUGGGUGACUACUGAUACUUUCUCAACUGCACCUAAGAAGAUCAUUGAUCAUACUUCUAAAUGUCUUUGGGCUUAUUCGAGCAAACACUUCAAAUCAACCGUUCCACUCGAAACAGUUUAUUGUAUAGCAUAUGAAGCACCUAAAUCAAGAUUAUAUUCAAGUUCAGAUUUCUUUGUAAAAGAUCGUACGUUGAUCGAUUUAGGACUCGGAAAGAAUAGUAAAGGAGUAGUGGGUAUGGGUGCUGUUCAAAAGUAUAUUGUAGUGGCUCUCAAACCCGGUAAUAUCUUUUCAGAUCCAAGUAAUCAUCCAUCUAGUGCUUCAGAUGAGAUGUUACUCUUCGUUUCAGAGAACGGAAGGGAAUGGUCAAGAGCAAGGUUUCCUCAUGGUCAUGGAUUAAGAGAGAAUGCAUAUACGAUUGUCGAAUCUACGCCUCAUUCGAUCAUGGUCGAUGUCUUGACACAUCCAUCAGCUGUGGCCGGUACGAUGUUCACGUCGAAUUCCAAUGGAACUUAUUUUGUGAAAAGUUUAGAUUAUACUUCUAGAUCGGCUAAUGGGAUUGUCGAUUUCGAAAAGAUUGUGGCUAUCGAAGGUAUCUCGAUUGCUAAUACGAUCUCUAAUGCUGAUGAGAUCGAAUCACAUCAUCAUCAUAAAAAAGUUCAAUCUCAAAUCACCUUUGAUGAUGGAGGUCAUUGGCAAUUGAUCCAAGCUCCUUCUACUAAUCUCAAAGGAUCAAAACUAGGUUGUGAUCCAUCUGAUUUGCAAUCUUGUUCAUUACAUCUUCAUUCAGUUACUCAACCUCAUAACUUUGGAAGAGUCUUUUCGACACCUGCUCCGGGCAUCUUGAUGGCAGUAGGAAGUAUUGGAGAUCAUUUGAAGGCGUAUGCAGAAUCGGAUACGUUUUUGAGUACCGAUGGUGGCUUGAGUUGGAAGAUGGUACAUGAAGGUGCAAGGAAGUAUGAGAUUGGUGAUCAAGGUGGUUUAUUGAUCACCAUUGAUGAUGAAGAAGCAACAGAAGAAGUAGAUUACAGUUAUGAUUUUGGAAAGACUUGGCAAACCAUGAGAUUAGGACAAAAAGUGGUGCCUAAACAUUUAACAUCUGUACCUGAUGCUACAUCACAAAAGUUUUUAUUAUUAGGUGUCUUGAGUAGAGAAGAUGCUAAGAAAGGUAAUGGUGAUCGACAUGUAGUGAUCCAAUUAGAUUUUAGUCAAGUAGGUAGAAAGAAAUGUCAAGAAUCAGAUUUUGAGAAUUGGUAUGCUAGGAAACUAAGUGGUCAUUCGGAUUGUUUAAUGGGUCAUAAGCAAUAUUUUAGAAGAAGGAAAGCUGAUGCGGAUUGUUAUGUUGGUGAAAAGUUUCAUGAAGCUGUUAGUAAAGAAGAGAAUUGUCCUUGUACGGAUGAAGAUUUUGAAUGUGACUACAAUUAUGUUCCGGACAAUAAGCUAUGUGUGUUGGCUGGACCUGAAAAGAUUCCGGAAGGGCAAUGUGCAUCGGCUACAGACAAAUUCAUGGGUUCUUCAGGAUACCGUCUCAUACCGGGUAACACCUGUGAUCGAUCAAAGGGCUUAAAGAAAGAUGAACCACAACAAAAGGCGUGUACAGAAGGACAAGCCUUACCUGGACAAGUGACUCAUCAACGAUUUCAAUUCAAAGGAUCUGUACUUGAACAUAUCUAUUUUGGUGAUAGUCAUACUGUCUUAGCCUUCACGUCUGAAAAUCAAAUUUGGCAAUCGAUCAAUCAAGGAUUCAGUUGGAAUGAAGUGGUGAAGAAUGUCAAGUUUAUUUCCAUGCAAAUGCAUCCUUACUCACGUGAUCGAGCUUAUCUGAUCUCACCUAAUCAAGAAAUUUAUUAUACGACGGAUAAAGGAGCGAGUUGGAAUAUGUUAAGAACACCUAACGAACCUAAUCUACUGGGCAUCCCUUUACUUGAUUUUCAUCCAACAAGAGCUGAUUGGUUGAUUUGGACAGGUAGUGAAGGAUGUCUUGGAUCUUCGGUGGGAUCGUGUAAAGCGGUUUCGUUUUAUACAAAAGAUAAUGGAAGGUAUUGGAAUCGGAUAGAUGAAUAUGUUAGAGUUUGUUCUUGGGGAAGAGAUAAGAAGUUUAGACUAGAUGAACGUACGAUCUUUUGUGAAUCAUAUUUAAACAAGAAAGGAUCACAAAAAUCGAUGAGUUCGAACCCAUUAAGAUUAGUGUUAGGGAAAAACUUUUAUUCAGAUAAGACGACUUUGUUUAAUUCGAUUGUAGGAUUUGCUACGUUUGAAGAGUAUAUGGUAGUAGCUCAAAUCAAUGAACAUGUAGAUCAAUUAAACUUACAUGUUUCCAUGGACGGUACUCAUUUUGCUUUAGCACAAUUUCCACCCAACUUACGGAUCGAAAAUAAAGCUUAUACCGUACUUGAAUCGACCACUGAUGCUGUUUUUUUACAUGUGACCACUAAUGGAGCAUCAGGUAGCGAGUUUGGAUCAUUGUUUAAAUCGAAUUCUAAUGGAACUUAUUAUAGUCUUUCACUUGAACAUGUUAAUCGGAAUGAUAAAGGAUAUGUCGAUUUUGAAAAGAUGAUGGGAUUAGAUGGAAUAGCUGUGAUGAACAUUGUUGGGAAUCCAGAAGAAGCGAUGAUCACCAAGCAAAAGAAAUUAGUUUCUAGAAUCACACAUAAUGAUGGAGGUAGAUGGAAACCGAUCGCACCACCUGCUAAAGAUUCAUUAGGACAACCUUAUGCUUGUACUUCUACGGCUUGUUCAUUACAUAUUCAUGGGUAUACUGAACGAUCUGAUCCGCGUGCUACUUAUAGUUCUCCUUCGGCUGUGGGGUUGAUGAUGGCUGUUGGAAACGUUGGUCAUUCAUUAGCACCUUAUAGUGAAUCAGAUACGUUUUUAACAAGAGAUGGAGGAUUCACAUGGGAAGAGAUUUCGAAAGAUGCACAUACAUGGGAGUAUGGAGAUCAAGGCUCGAUUUUGAUUUUAGUGAAUGAUGAAGGACCAACAGAUAAAGUGAAGUUUACAUUGGAUGAAGGAUUGACUUGGAAAGAAUAUGUGUUUGGUGAAACGCCCAUUAGGGUUACUUCGAUUGUUACCGUGCCUGAUGAUACUUCUAGAAAGUUUAUUUUGUUUGGAAACUCUAAGAGUUCGGGAGAACAUACUGUUGCUGUUCAUUUGGAUUUUUCAAAGAUUACGAAUGUGAAAUGUGUUUUAGAUACAACUGAUCCGAAUCAUGAUGAUUUCGAACUUUGGUCACCAUCUGAAACUCGUUCUGAACCAUGUCUCUUUGGUCGUCAAACACUCUACUACCGCCGAGUAAGAUCACCCAAAAAGAUGUGUUAUGUAGGCGAAAAGAUUCCACAACCACAUAAGAUCCAAAGGAAUUGUUUAUGUUCAUCAGAAGAUUUCGAAUGUGAUUUUAAUUAUAAGCGAGACCCGAAAAGCCAAAGAUGUGUGUUAGUAGAAGGAGCUCAACCUUUAAAGAAUGAUGAAUCGGUUUGUAGUUGGAACCAAUCCUUUUGGUACGAUCGAACUGAGUUUAGAAAGAUUCCAUAUUCUUCUUGUGAUGGUGGGAUUCAAUUAGAUAGAGGAGCUCAACAUAUUUGUUCGGCUCAUCAAUCACAUGGAUUUAUAUGGUGGACCAGUCUUGUAGUCACUCCAGCCCUUUUGUGUGGUUUAGGAGGAUUUUGGUGGAUGAGAAGAAGAGCUUUAGGUUUGGGAGGAGGGGUAGGGGGUAGAAGAAGAGGCCCGAUCGCUUUGCCCGAUGGAGGUAGGAGAGGUAGGAAUGGAAUUGAGCUUUGGGAAACCUUGGUGUCUGUGCCUUGGUUCUUGUUGGGCAUUGCUACUUCGGUUUGGGGAUUUGUGGUGAGUAGUAAUUGGUUGGGUGGAAGUAAUCGACAGGGGUAUAGACAAGUUAGUUUGGAUGAUGAUGCUGAACUUUUACAGGUUAGUGGUUUUUUUUAUAAUCCUUUCUUUUUUUUCUGA
Messenger RNA from Melampsora larici-populina 98AG31, 4452 nucleotides. RefSeq lists its product as uncharacterized. Gene Ontology annotation, cellular component: Golgi apparatus; membrane. Lineage: Eukaryota; Fungi; Basidiomycota; Pucciniomycetes; Pucciniales; Melampsoraceae. The coding region runs from base 1 to 4452 and encodes 1483 amino acids. Gene Ontology annotation, biological process: Golgi to endosome transport; protein targeting to vacuole; Golgi to vacuole transport. Gene Ontology annotation, molecular function: protein binding. The record is from RefSeq and is a predicted model, not a curated record. The transcript has 7 exons.